AUGCCAUCCUCUCCAUCGUUUCUCGAGCUCUGGCCGGCCCAAACUGUUGCUGCUGUCGACGCCGUCUCCGUAUCACCUCCUUCGCCCUCCCCCCCACCCCAACGCCCUAGAUCACCCAAAAGACGCAGGAUAAGCGAGAUUUAUGGAAUAGAGCCGGCCACCGGAACGUCGUCCAAGUGGGCCAGGCAGCUGGUGACUGACCAGGCCGAAGUCGCGGAGGCGAAAUCACGGUGUCAGUUUUUGUCGGGCAACGAUAUAAUUUCUUGUUUUCCUACAAGCGACUCGCUCAUUCCUCAACAUGAAUGGGCAACCUUUGUUUGGAAUUCACGCCGACCAGAGCUCACGCAGUUCAACCGAGUAGACAUAUUCCUUUUCCGUGGCGACUCGCUCCAACAACUCCUGCACUUUCGCAACGUCAUCAAUCCCGUAGACCAAGCUGGAUCAAUAACUGCCCAAGUGAACGACACAUGGUUUGGAAGUGAUGGCCUGAAAUGGGAUGGUCGAAACGUUUCAUAUCCCUUCUACUGGGUUAUCACGCGAAGUGACAAGGAACUAGAUGGCUCUCAGCUCCCACAGUCGACUUUCAGAGCAGUUCAAACAACGGUUGCUGAUUCAGUUGCUGCCGCCAUUGCCUCGAGCUCCGCUGCUGCUGCUGCGGCAUCGUCCUCGUCAUCAGCCCUAGCGGCGUCGGCUUCGGCGGCGUCGACCUCUUUCUCAGGAACAAGUACCGGAACCUCCCCCGUUGCGACAGGAUCGUCCAAUGGAUCCCUUCAACCAGGCUCGAAUGAUUCGUCCUUUCCCAAGUGGGCGAUUGCGGUCAUCGUGAUCCUUGGGUUUCUCGCGAUAGCUGCAACAUGCAUUCUCGUCUUCCUCAUCAUUCGGCGAAUGCGAAGACGAAACUCGGAGUUUGGCUCAAACCGAAAUUCCAUGGGCUCGGCAUCUCCUAUGAUAGAACACCCCGCCGGAAACCCUCAGUCCCCUCUGCUCGCUGGAGGUGUCGCCAGGCAAACAUCGUCUGUCGGUCAGCGAGCUCCAAGUAUCGUCUCUCCCGACGGGGCUUCUGAGGUGAGUAGGGCGAACUCGGCGGACCAAGGACCCUUUUCAGGUGCGGAUGCUGCAAUCAUGGCCCAAGCCUUUCGGACGGCGUUGCGGAAACCGGAUUUCGCGGAUCAGCCAGUUGAAGAGGGAGAACCUGAAGCCCCGCAAAGAGAUGUUCUGAGUAGAGAACUGGCAGAGGAAGGACGAGAUUUGCGCAGCGUCAGCUCGUCGAGAGGGGUCAAAGUGGAAACGCUAAGCGAUCAAGAAGGCACAAUCCAGGAUCACAGAUGA
Molecule: messenger RNA, 1329 nt
Organism: Pleurotus ostreatus (oyster mushroom)
Lineage: Eukaryota; Fungi; Basidiomycota; Agaricomycetes; Agaricales; Pleurotaceae
Exons: 4
Coding region: 1-1329 (442 amino acids)
Source: RefSeq, a predicted model, not a curated record